AUGGCUUUACCACUGCCACCUCAGCUAGAUCUCUUAUCUGUGGAGGAGUUGAAGCGACAACUGCGCGAUAAGGAAGUGGAAUUGGAGGGUCUGCGGCAAACAGAUAUUCGGACUCUGUGGCUCAAAGACUUGGAUGCUCUUCUAGAAGCUAUAGAGAAGCAGGACGCGGCUGACAUGAAACAGAGAGAAGCAGACUUGGCCUUCCAUAGGCAGAUGGAAAGCAAGAAGGGUCUUAAGGGCUUCUCAGCUCUUAAGGGAAAAUCUAAAGCUGCCAAAGGCGGCGCCCCCAAAGCUGCGCCUAAAGUGGGAAGUGCCAAGUCGACAUCUAAGGCUCGCAAAAAGGUAUUGUGA
Molecule: messenger RNA, 351 nt
Organism: Eimeria mitis
Lineage: Eukaryota; Apicomplexa; Conoidasida; Eucoccidiorida; Eimeriidae
Exons: 3
Coding region: 1-351 (116 amino acids)
Molecular function (GO): ATP binding; DNA topoisomerase type II (double strand cut, ATP-hydrolyzing) activity; DNA binding
Source: RefSeq, a predicted model, not a curated record